Molecule: messenger RNA, 1097 nt
Organism: Arvicanthis niloticus (Nile rat)
Lineage: Eukaryota; Metazoa; Chordata; Mammalia; Rodentia; Muridae
Product: chymase
Biological process (GO): proteolysis
Cellular component (GO): intracellular membrane-bounded organelle; cytoplasm
Molecular function (GO): serine-type endopeptidase activity
Source: RefSeq, a predicted model, not a curated record
AGUUAUCAAGACAAGCCAACUUAAAGAAGAAACCAUGACCACACAGUUCCUGUGGUAACAGCUCUGCCACUCCCCUGCCUGCUGGGAGUCAUAAGGCCUAAGACCCACAGAUAAAGCCUGCAGCAGUCCUGAGCAAAUCCUCUGAGAGGAUGCAUCUUCUUGCUCUCCAUCUGCUGCUCCUCCUCCUGGGUUCCAACACCAAAGCUGGGGAGAUCAUCGGGGGCACAGAAUGCAUACCACACUCCCGCCCCUACAUGGCCUAUCUGGAAAUUGUCACUCCUGAGAAUUACCUGACCACCUGCAGUGGCUUCCUGAUAAGAAGAAACUUUGUGCUGACUGCAGCUCACUGUGCAGGAAGGUCUAUAACAGUCCUCCUAGGAGCCCACAACAAAACAUCUAAAGAAGACACAUGGCAGAGGCUUGAGGUUGAAAAACAAUUCCUUCAUCCAAAAUACGAUGACUAUUUGAUUCUCCAUGACAUAAUGUUACUGAAGUUGAAGGAUAAAGCCAAGCUAACCCUGGGUGUGGGAACCCUUCCACUCUCUGCCAACUUCAACUUCAUCCCACCCGGGAGAAUGUGCAGGGCAGUUGGCUGGGGCAGAACCAAUGUGAAUGAACCAGCCUCAGACACACUGCAGGAAGUAAAGAUGAGACUCCUGGAGCCAAAAUCCUGCAAACACUUCACCAGUUUUCAACACAAUUCCCAGCUGUGUGUCGGCAACCCCAAGAAGAUACAAAAUGUAUACAAGGGAGACUCUGGAGGACCUCUCCUGUGUGCUGGGAUAGCCCAAGGCAUUGCAUCCUAUGUACAUAGGAAUGCAAAGCCCCCUGCUGUCUUCACCAGAAUCUCCCAUUACAGGCCCUGGAUCAAUAAAAUCUUGAGGGAGAAUUAACUCUGGAGCUCAGGGCCAGCCAGUGAGGAAAUCUGGAACUGGAACAGUGCAGGUUUUCUGUGCCAUGUCAUCUGGCCUGUCUGUAGUUCCUGCUGAAGCCUUGCCAGAUUCCUGAGCUUCCAGAAAGUUCUUACAAGUCAUAGUAUGUUUCUAAAAGUCACCAUCUUCAUAACCCUCAAUAAAGAUCCAGAUUCUAGACUGCAA